Phytomonas sp. Hart1 is the source of this 1416-nucleotide messenger RNA. NCBI's taxonomy places the organism in Eukaryota, Euglenozoa, Kinetoplastea, Trypanosomatida, Trypanosomatidae. The record is from the annotation of a GenBank genome assembly.
AUGAAGCGUUUCCACCAUCUCUUCCUUAUACUAUUAAGCUUGACUACUGUUUUCUUCUUUACAGAGUCCCUUGCCGCAACUAGUUGCAGUUUCAAAACGCAAAGAGUGCAAUGCGGUAAAUUGGCUUGUAGUAAAACAGAGCAUAUAUGCAUUCACUGUAAAGAGGACGCGGACUGCUAUCCUGGGUCCAUGGAAUGUGUCCACACCACCGGUGGGUGUCGUGUUAGGAUUCUGCAAAAGAAUUUUAACUUUAGAAUCAUCUUGGCAAUGGCUACUGGGAUUAUGGUGUGUGCAAUCGGGGUGAUUUCAGGCUCCGGUGGUGGCGGUAUUCUAGUACCAUUAUAUGCCGCUUUAAUUCAGCUUCCCUUGGAAACGGCGGUAGGGAUUUCCCAGGUCACUGUGUGUGGGCAAAGCGUCUUAAAUGUAUUUAUGUCUACCCGAAGAAAGUAUGUCGACACCAAGUGGAACCGUCCGCUCAUUAACUACCAGUACCUGAACUUGCUGUUUCCACUAGGUUUAUUAGGAACCUCAUUUGGGGUAUUGAAUACGUUACUUCCCGAUGCUCUGCGACUGAUACUUCUUUUUUCGAUACUAUUGGUUGUUUUGUAUACUACAACUUUAAAGACCCUAAAACAGUAUAAAGAAGAUAUCAGGAUAAAAAAUACCGUGCUCGUUAACCUAGACUGUGAUGCACCACCACGGAUAGCUGCUGAAAGUACGACAACAUCAGCAGGAUGUUUAUCUCAUCAUACUCCACAAGAGCAGUACCCUAUUAAAAAUUUGCUAAUGUAUGUAUUCUAUUUCAUAUUGUUGCUCGUAUCUAAUAUUGUUCGAAUAUAUUGUACAUGCGGAGGUGUAAUUUAUUUGGUAUCGUUGAUUAUACCACUCUUAGUCCUUUUUGGAGGGUAUUGUUAUACAUAUCGAAAAUUGAGUAAUUUACACCGUGUGUGCCCUGAUGCUAUUGCCUUUAAUUGGGAGCGUAGGACCGCUUUGUAUUACCCAUUUAUUGCCAUCCUUGCUGGUGCCGCAGGCGCCUUAUUGGGCAUCGGUGGGGGUGUAAUACUUGGUUUCGUUCUUUAUAAUAUAAACUUGGUCCCAGACGAAGUAUCGGUAACAGCCAACGUGGUUACUUGCUUUAUUGCACUUACCAACGCAACUCACGCAGUUUUAAAAGGGGAUGUGCCCUAUGAUUUCGGCAUCAUUUUUUGUUUGAUCGGUGUGAUUAGCACACUUAUUGGCAACAUGGUUUUCUUAAAUGAAAUACGCAGGCAAGGGAUGAGGUUUCUUAUUGUUUUAUGCAUGGUCUUUAUUGUGGUAGGUUCUUUGAUUGCAACCGGUGCAUAUAGUAUAUAUGAUAUAUUACAAAAAGAGGAUCGUUCUACUAUUUUUAUGUUCGGAAAGUUGUGUGCUUCAUAA